AUGAAUGUGGCGAGGACGCUUGUUGCGGGAGCCUCGUCAGUCGGAGGAAACCCCAGCAAUUCGAUGAAGAUGGUACUAAUUGUAAGGGCGGAUCUUGGUCUCGGCCGGGGCAAGAUAGCAUCCCAGUGUGCCCAUGCUGCGGUGAUGUGUGUCAUGGAAGCAUCCCGGGUUUGCGAAACCAAGCUGAAUUUGUGGCUCUGUGAGGGACAGCCGAAGAUUGUCCUCAAAGCGGAAAGUAAAAAGGAGCUGGAGUUUUUCGCCCGAAAGGCCAGAGAAAAGAAUGUUGUGGCGGAAGUGGUGAUGGAUGCCGGUCGAACUCAGGUCCAGAGUGGAACCGAAACGGUUCUUGGGCUUGGACCGGACUCAGCUGAGGUCAUCGAUUCCCUGGUCGGUCAUUUGAAGCUUUUGUAGAGUAGUUCCAUUUUAGUUAAAUAGGUACUUGAAUAAAAUCC
Uranotaenia lowii is the source of this 452-nucleotide messenger RNA. RefSeq lists its product as uncharacterized. NCBI's taxonomy places the organism in Eukaryota, Metazoa, Arthropoda, Insecta, Diptera, Culicidae. Gene Ontology annotation, cellular component: cytosol; mitochondrion. Gene Ontology annotation, molecular function: peptidyl-tRNA hydrolase activity. The record is from RefSeq and is a predicted model, not a curated record. The transcript has a single exon. Bases 1 to 411 code for a protein of 136 amino acids.